Plodia interpunctella (Indianmeal moth) is the source of this 3366-nucleotide messenger RNA. RefSeq names its product lachesin-like. Gene Ontology annotation, molecular function: axon guidance receptor activity; protein binding. Lineage: Eukaryota; Metazoa; Arthropoda; Insecta; Lepidoptera; Pyralidae. The coding region runs from base 405 to 1754 and encodes 449 amino acids. The transcript has 13 exons. Gene Ontology annotation, biological process: synapse organization; homophilic cell-cell adhesion. The record is from RefSeq and is a predicted model, not a curated record. Gene Ontology annotation, cellular component: axon; plasma membrane; neuronal cell body.
GUGUAGGGAAGGCUUCGUUGGCGCGCGCACAUUACGUCGCGAGCCAUUUUCAAUGUUAAAUUUCAAUGAAAAUUGUGUAAAAAACACGCUAAUUGUGUACUUAAAAAUACAGUGAUUAUAUUUUCUGUCUUUUUCCAAGAUAUAUUUAAGUGGUUUUGUGUUCUACCAUGUUUUUUAUGGGACUUUAGUUUAUGGCCAAAAUGGCAGUCUGAAUUACUGAAAGUAUGUUGAAUAAACGAUUUUAAUCACAUAUAAGUGUUGUGUUCAACCAUUUGGAUUAAAUAACAGGUAGCCUAAGGAUAUUAAUGUUCCAGUUAAUAUAAGCGCUGCCGGCCAGAUCACCAAUAUAAACCUGGUUUAACUGAAGAGAUGUGUGUUGAGCGAUACCCUGGCGGCUGAAUAGCAUGGAGACAGCCUGGCUGGUACUAGCCGCCGUGGCCCUCACGGCGCACGCGCAGAAUAACAGAAACGAUGGCCCUCGGUUUCUGUCACGUGGACACUCCUUCAGGACGGUCGUGGGUGACACACUUCUGCUGCCGUGCCAGGUGCAGAACCUGGGAUCCUUAGUGUUACUAUGGCGACGAGGCCCGGCUGUGCUGACCGCUGCCAGUUUGAUGGUAACCAGAGACGAGAGGUUCCGGCUGGUCGACGGUUACAAUCUGCAGAUUACCGACGUGGGACCCCAGGAUGCGGGCGACUAUGUCUGUCAGAUCUCUGAUCGCAUCGCACGGGACCAAGUCCACACUGUGGAGGUGCUCGUCCCGCCGAGCGUGAGAGCUUCACCGGAGUCGAAACACGCAGCGGCGCGGAGAGGCGGCGCUGCCGUCUUGGAGUGCCGAGCGUCAGGAAACCCUGUGCCUAGCGUUGUGUGGACUAAGCUUUCGACCUUGUUCCAGAAUGAGUCCACGGCACGACUGGGUGAGGGCGCCCAGCUACAGCUCCCUCGCCUGGAGCGGCGACACAGCGGCCGAUACGCGUGUACCGUUGACAAUGGUGUGGGCCCACCUAUCGUCACUGAGUUUCAGCUACAAGUGCUAUAUCCCCCAGAGAUCACGGUGGAGCGCUCGUGGGUGCACACGGGCGAGGGAUUCCGAGCUGAGUUGCUGUGCACUGUCCACGCAGAUCCACCAGCUGAGGUGUCGUGGUAUCAAAAUUCGUUUCCGCUGAGCGCGUCGGAGCGCAUCACCAUGUCUGCGAGAGGGAACAACCACACGCUUCUCAUCGCCAACGUGCAGCCCGAGGACUUUGGCAACUACAGCUGCGUGGCGGACAACAGCCUGGGCCGCGCGCGGCAGCACGUGGAGGUGUCGGGACGGCCGGGCCCCGCGCGCUUCACGUCGCCGCCGCUGGCGCGCCGCGCCGCCGUCUACGACCUCGCCUUCGCCGUCGACAGCUAUCCGCCGCUCGACGAGCUCCGUCUGCUUUACAGGCAGUUGGCGAUCAACGAGUCGUUCCAGCAACCAGGUCGCUGGCACGACGUGGUGCUGCCCGCGCCCGAGCCCGCCGGCUCCCUCACCCACCGCGUCAGCUACGAGCUGAGGGGGUUGCAGCCGGGGGCUGUGUAUGAGGCUAUUGUGCAGGCUAAGAACAGAUAUGGAUGGAAUGAGGUCAGCGAUAUCUUCCAAUUCCACACACUAGGGGGCCACACGGCGCACGCGGACGAACUUACACCAAUGUGGUCCUCGGCAGUCAGAGCCGCACUGGCUAAUUGCGUCAUGCUCCCCGCUUUAUAUACCCUGCGAGCGCUCGCCUGAUUGGCGGUUGGCGUUCCAUUUUCAGUUUUGUAACGGCUUUUUUAUCGUGAAACGAUCGGACUGUGACACCAAAUUUAGUUAUGGCGCGUUGGUAAAAAAAAUCAGCUUUGGUCGAAGCGUUUUCAUUAAAAUUUGAUUAGAAAAGGCCUUAUGACAUUAAAUACAUUGUAAUAUUUUUUUUAUUACUAUCUUGCUCACGUAAGCAAUAACAAAUAUAUUUGCGCGUAACUCCAUCUUCAUGUCGGAGCGAUUUCAUAAAAUGGGACGGAAAAGUGUAACAGGAAGGUGGGGAAACGCACAAUGUUCACGUACAGUCACGCACAUUUACUUUUAAUACCCAUAAAAAUCCACAUAAUAGAUUCAAGAAACAUCUUUUUUUUACCGGAUCAAGCUAAUUUUUAAUAGCCAAUGCAGCAAAAGUGUGUUUUAAGUGUUGUGACAAGAAUAGUGCCGCUUGUUCUCGAUAACUCAUAGAAGGACUCUUAAAAAAAGCAGUAAAUAAAGAACGCUGUAUCCCGUCUGCUGCAACACUGGCCCCCUUAUUAAUAAAAACGUUAUUCUCCGAUUAGCCUCGGAAUAAUUAUUCUUUGUAUUGUCUCCUUCUUUCAAUGUCAAAUGUUGAAAAGAGAGAGAGGGACGAAACAAAGAUAUAGGUGCUAUUCCAAGCCUAAUCAGAGAAUUAAUUUAUUUAUUAAUAAGGCGGUGGUGGUAAGUUUUGUAUGCUUUUGAUUUUAAAAAAAUUAAUUGAGAGUUAUAUGAAAAUUUCUAUCACAUUUGGCUAAAUUAGCUUGUUGUCAUUAAUUUGUCUUUGAUUGGAUUUACAAUAUCGGCGUCAGAUAUUUCGACACGACCUUAAGAUCAGCUGCAUAUAGGGGCAGCCGGACACAACAGAGCUAUCAUGAAACAUAAAACGGGUAGCACGUCCACACGUCUUCCCUUUUUUACACGACGCGUACACGAUGUGGUAAAAAGAGACAGCACGUGGUAAUAGUAGUGCUACGUUUUUGUAUGUUUCGUGGUAGAUUUCAUUACGAAAUGAAAAAUGAAGAUUUCUCCUAUCAGUUAUUGCAGUCUAGCACAAUAGAAUUAUAUGUACAUAGUUCGAAUACUGCAUUUUAUUCAUAUUUAAACAAUAAUCAAAUACUUGUAGAAAAUCUUCGCGCAAAUCUAUGGAAAAUUUGUACCUAAUUUAGUACUUUCAGAGAUUAUAUUUAUAUAACACAACAGACUGAGAGAUAUAGCGUGUGGUACCGCGCUAAAAUAAGACCGCCCUAUAUCCAUCCGUGGAUUUCGUGAAGCGGCAAAAGCCAGGCACCAUUGCUACGUUGCAUUGUUCCGCUUCGUUGUUUUCCAUAGGUUUUGACACUGAUACACGUUGACGUACUUCGAAUCUCCUUAAAAUUUUUGCGUUUUCCGUCGACGGAUGUCAAAACAACAGAACACGACUGAGCAAUGAGGCCGCGCUCUAAGGGAUACAGUAAUGGUAGAUAGGCAACAAUCGGCUGUGACGUCGCGAAGCCCAAGCGUAAAAAAAUAACCUAAAAAUUAUAAAGAAUCGGCUGCGAUUUUUCGACCAGCCGCAGCCACCCUUAGUCGCCUCUUACGACAUCCA